GUAGUGGAGUGGAUAGCGUUUCAGAGAACACCGGCCACCCCGAUAUCCACGUGACCCUUCACCCUAGAUGGCACCUUGUGUCCGCGCAUGACAAGGCAGACCAACGUGGGCACUGUCCAUUCGACCGGCAUCUCGUAUCGCUGUAAUGUCCGUAUGUUACUGGACCUAAGUCGUCUCCACUCCCUUUUGUGCUUGGUUCUACACCAUGUGUUCACGUAUGGCUGCAGAGCGUGGAGUGUCCAAGACAGAUAUCAACCUGAUGAAGUCUCUGUUCGCAGUCUUCGUGUGCCUGGCGGUUUUCAUGACACCAUACAUGAUGUCCCUCCUUCUAGACAUAGACAACAGCUGGACGUCGUCAGCCCACGUGGCCUGCACGUGCACAUCCAUUCUGAACAGUAGCAUUAACUGGCUACUCUAUGGCUUGAUGAACAACCAGUUGCGCCAGGGCUACAGUGACCUCCUAAAUGGGUUUAUCCGACUGAUCAAAGUCAAACAGGACAACGAGUUUAUGGUCAUCGAUUGCCAGCAGAAACAGGAAACCAGUUUGGAGAAUACUUGCUGAAAUUAGCUUAAGAAAGAGAUGUGUGUGUGUGUGUUUUGACCUGAAAUUGUUGCAUCAGUCGUGAUCGAUUUAAAGUUUGAAUCUUUACAAGAACUAAGUCUGUAUAGCUGUUGUGAUACAAUUUAGGCUACUACGACAUUGUGUUGACAGCAUAACAAUCUGUCGUAUUUUUGACGUACUUACAAAUGCCAGAUUUUCAUUGGAAUUAAUGAAAUCGAAAUUCUUCCUUCGACUCCGGGACCACAUGCUCAGGCAGAAGCAAUGCCCACCUUUCCCAGGUCAGAUGGUGAUGAAUUGUAAAAAGCUGACGAGAUGCUUUUAGCUAGAAACUGACAUGAGUGGGUCUAAACAUCAAAAUAGAUUGUGUCUCACAUCUCCAGUCUAAACAUCAAAAUAGAUUGUGUCUCACAUCUCCAGUCUAAACAUCAAAAUAGAUUGUUUCUCACAUCUCCAGUCUAAACAUCAAAAUAGAUUGUGUCUCACAUCUCCAGUCUAAACAUAAAAAUAGAUUGUGUCUCACAUCUCCAGGCUAAACAUCAAAAUAGAUUGUGUCUCACAUCUCCAGGCUAAACAUCAAAAUAGAUAGUGUCUCACAUCUCCAGGCUAAACAUCAAAAUAGAAUAUGCCACUGUGUUUAACAACUCUAAUUUAAAUAAAAGAAUCAAACUGUGUGUAUAAGAUCAUCUGCCUAAACACCAAAAUAGAAUAUGCUAGUGUGUUUACUAUCUCAAGACAUCUAUUGAUGUUGUUAUUUAUCCCACUUUUCAUGGAAUGAACAAAAAUUAAAAAAAUUUUUUAACCUGGUCGUCCUUUCCUUUUAGACCGUUGUAAGUUGAUGAUAUGAUUUGAACCAAAUAUCUCCAGUCAAGAGCUCAGACCCAACCAUUCACAUCUUGACCAUCAAAAUAAUGAUUAUAAAAAGUGCCUCUCUCUCUUUUUACUUAUUGCUGUUGAGUGUCUAGAUAUUUUUCAACAAUAUUGAAUGCUUAAUUUGUAAAACGGUUCUUAUUUAACUAUAUUUAUAGUUUUAAAAAUUCUUCUGAUCCGUAGCACAAGAGCCACUUAUGUCACUGGGAGGAGGGAUGACUAUGGCCUCCUUCAAAGCGAUUAUGAGUCAUGAAUGCGUGGGUAUUAGUUAUGGUAGGAACGACGUAGCCCAAAUAUGCAGCAGAUGUUUCCAAAGGAGGGGCAAGUGCCGGGUUCGCAGGCUCUUCGAGGGUGUAGCACUGUGUGUUGCCAACUGCCUAAGUGUCGCCAGCUUCUGAUUUCCGCGAACAAGUAUUCAUUCUCUGGCACUGCCAGGGUCGAGUCUAUUUAAAGAGAAACAAAUGCUUACUUACUUACUUACUUACUUACUUACUUACUUAAUCAUGUGUACUCCCAGAAAGCAUAGGGCCGCAACGACACCUCUCCACUAAACUCGGUUCUGAGCAGACAACGAUAAUCUUCUUAGGAAUGUUCAAGGCAUUGAAGGUAUCUGUGAGGUCAGUUGUAUUAUCCUCUCGGUUGAUAUAACAAUGAUGUAUUGUUAUUCUAGAUAACUUCCAUCAGGGCCGGGAGUAAAUUAUUAAAUUAAACCAUUUUAACUUAUUAUUAAUUAAAAUUAUUAAUUGCAAAAUAUAGGCCUAAGUCAUGAAAAUGUCCUGGAAUUAUUAAAAUUUUCUGAAAACUCAUGCAAAUCUCCUUAAAAACAGACAAAAUUGUCAUUUCGUGGUGUCAUUCAAUAUGGAAAACGCCUAUCCUACUCGCGAUUAAAAAAAAGGCAUUGUCAGCUUUCAUUUAUUAAAAAUGUAAUAACAAGGCGAAUUUUAACCAAAACAAGAAGUUCAAAUACUUAAUUUACUUUAAUAGUCACUGGCAUAUAAAUAUAGAUCUAAAUCUAUCUAGAAAAAAAAAAGCGAUAUUUUGCUGUCGAAAGUAAAUCUAAAAGGCAGAUCUGAAUGUUUGUCGACUUUUUUGUUGGAAAACUACUAUCUACUGUAGAUGGCUCGUAAAGUUAAAUUGACAGUGAUUUUGUACUAAGCAAAGUACCGGUAUGAAUAAAAUGCAAAGACGAAUUCCGUUUCUAAUACAAAAUCUUAAUUACACUUAUUAUCAUUAUCCCUACCCAGACUGGGCCCCGCGAAAUCCGUUUCGCAUAGGGCCCCGCAAUCUGUUGGACCGGCUCUGACUUCCAUAAACGCUUAAAGCCAAGUGUUGAUAGUUGAUACAUUAAUGCAACUUGGUUAUGGCGACUUAGGUAGCCAGAUUCUGAUAAGGCUAAACAUCCUGCCAUUAUGUGUUCAAUAGACUCACCCACAUUUCCACAUUUUCGGCAUUUGUCAAUAACUCUGAGUUUUAGGAUAUCCUUAUCGUAUUUUUUUUCCUAAUUACUCUGUCCUGUAUUGAUGUAAAAAAGCCUUCUGCUUUUAGCCAUGUUAUUAUUAUUAUAAUGAUUAUUAUUAUUACUGUUAUUAUUAUUAGGCCUACUAUUAAUAUUGGCAAAGAAAAACUACAGUGAUAGUCCUAAAUUUGAACAAAGUCGAUAAAAUAUAAAAUCAAUAUGUUUCAAGGAGGAAGGAACAAGCCGCUCCAUUGAAGAUUAAAAUAAAAAUGUAGGCCUACGCUUUAAAAAAUCAAUGUAGCUAAUCAGCUAGUUUAUUAUAAAAAUGCUUCAAUUCUAGUCAAAUGGACUUAUAAAGUUACUAAAUAUUUAAAAUGUGUAGGCCUAUUGGUCCAUAUAUAAGGCCCUUUAAUAAAAACUGAGACUAUAUGUAGGCUACCAUGUAUAAAGUUUUGAUUUCGCUACUCGGUAUAAUAAUAAUGGCAAUGCUCUUCAAUUCCGAAGAUUAAGGAUGAGUGCAGGCCUAUUUAUAAUUUAUCUCACACCAUUAUUAGGCCUAAACGGUAGACUUAAUUACGAAAUAUUUGACAACUAUUGGUGUACAUACGUAGGCCUAUAGCUAUUUGUUACAGUUGUUUUUGAUAUGUCGUUUGUUGUUAGAAGAAAAAUUGUUUUAGGCCUACUUGAAUUCAUUGUGAAAUAAACUUUAUAAUUUUUUUUA
Messenger RNA from Biomphalaria glabrata, 3606 nucleotides. Its product is annotated as G-protein coupled receptor 84-like. Bases 206 to 562 code for a protein of 118 amino acids. The transcript is spliced from 3 exons. NCBI's taxonomy places the organism in Eukaryota, Metazoa, Mollusca, Gastropoda, Planorbidae. The record is from RefSeq and is a predicted model, not a curated record.